UACAGUUGGCAACAUGAUUUCUCCAGGGUUGGUAGUGGUAGCACUGUUGUUGAUAGGGUUGGCAUCCCUGGACAUUGCCAAGGGCGACUCCUACACCACCAGGUUUGACGGGAUCGACGUGGAAGCGGUCCUCAGGAACGAGCGGAUCCUGCGGAGGUAUGUGGACUGCGCCCUGGACAGAGGACCGUGCACGGCGGAGGGAAAGGAGCUCAAGAAACGACUUCCUGAUGCACUCAAGUCCGAUUGCGCCAAGUGCAGCGAGGUGCAGCGCAAGCAAGCGCGCCGAGUCAUGGAGUUUUUGGCGCGAAACAAGAAGCCCUACUGGACACAGCUGGUCAGCAAGUACGACCCUAGCGGAGAGUACAGGAACAAGUACGGAAUCAAGGAAUGAAGGAAUAAACACACACAACUAUGUCCUGGAUAACACACAAAUAUAUGU
Macrosteles quadrilineatus (aster leafhopper) is the source of this 439-nucleotide messenger RNA. RefSeq names its product ejaculatory bulb-specific protein 3-like. Bases 14 to 391 code for a protein of 125 amino acids. The record is from RefSeq and is a predicted model, not a curated record. NCBI's taxonomy places the organism in Eukaryota, Metazoa, Arthropoda, Insecta, Hemiptera, Cicadellidae. The transcript is spliced from 2 exons.